AUGACUGACGCGUCCAGUCAGGACAUUGAGCUGGGGUUCACCGGCACUGAUAACUGGGUCCUCGGGAGUUCUGGGCAAUAUCACUUUAUGGGUAAUUCGUCGUCGACGUAUAUCGCCAACCGACUGAACCCAACGGCUGAGACGUUAGCAUGGCACAAGUACCCUCAUCAUGAGGACACCGCCUGGCUCCGGCGCUCAAACAGUCCACAAACACCACCUCUGCCGCCAUUCGAGAUUGCAGAACGACUCUACCGCGCGCAGCAUGCCUACAUCGGCACGAUAUUUGCCUUCCUCAGCGAUGCCGCCUUCCAUGAGCGGCUUGAGCAGGUGUAUACCCGAGGUCCGGACCACAACGAUCGCGAGGAGCGCCUCGUCUACUGCCAAAUCCUCCUCGUAUUGGCAUUUGGGCAGAUGUACUCGAUCAAUCAGUGGGUUGACAAGCAAGGACCUCCCGGGUUUGACUACUUUAAGCAUGCUCUGGACUUUCUACCGAAUGUGUACGAAGAAGGCUCUAUACUCUUUAUCGAAGUGUUGAGUUACGUUGCCUACUUUAUGCAGACCAUCAAUAGGCGAGAUGCCGCUUACAUCAUGAUUGGCAUUGCACUGAGGAUGGCCAUCUCUCUUGGUCUACACCAGGAGGUCUCGGAUCAGGAUAUUGAUAGCGAUACUAGAGAGCACAGGAGACGUGUCUGGUGGUCGACGUACAGUAUGGAGAGGCUCCUCUGUGUCACCUCCGGUCAUCCACUAUCUAUCCAAGACGAGGACAUUGACCUUCUUCUCCCAAGCCCGAUGGCCGAGAAGAUCUACCGCAAGAAGCAAAAGUCUGGCCUUGACUUGUCGACUUGCGUGCAGCAUAUCAUGAAGAGGCUGUCGGCCUGGUUCGACCAGUUGCCCUCGGCCAUGCGUUCGAAUCCACCUGACUCGGGAGCACCUCCAAGCCGAGAGAUUGUCUCAACAUAUCUCCACUAUCACCACUGCAUCAACAUGACGGCCCGCCCUAUUCUGUUGUAUGCAGUUCAGAGGAAGUUGGCCCCCGGCACGCAGAACCCUAACAUGGCUCGGUGGGAGGACGGCUUGCCACCAGACAUUGUCCAUGUUAUUGACCGGGCGAUCUCUGCUGCGAGAUCUAGUGCAUCAAUACUCAGUGCUGCGGCCAAGUAUAACCUUGUUGCAACAUAUGGCUUCAUCGACGGCGAGCAGGCCUUCUCAGCCGCCUUGCUCCUUGUCAUGGUGAACAUUGCCUUUCCGUACAAGGAAGUAGACGCCUCUGCGAUGGAAAUGGCCCUAGACGUACUGCAAAUGAUGGCUGAGAAGGGAAAUGCUUACAUCAGAGCCUGUCACUCCCUACUGACCAAAAUACGAAGCACUAUUAAGCCCAAGGAUCAUUCGAGGGCGGGGAAUGCGGAUGAGGUCGGUGAGCAACAGGUUCCCGAGUCAGACGCCAUUCUGCCAGGAUUGCCUGAGGAUGAGAAUCAGCCGUUUAGCUUCGACUUUGAAGGGGAUCCUGCGCUGUGGGCUGAAGUCCUCGAGUCAAUUGACAUUGAUAUGGAUAGGCAAUGGGUUGAGACGGCUUUACGUAGGGGGCAGCGGUUGGAUACGUGA
Messenger RNA from Fusarium vanettenii 77-13-4, 1602 nucleotides. RefSeq lists its product as uncharacterized. Gene Ontology annotation, molecular function: DNA binding; zinc ion binding. The record is from RefSeq and is a predicted model, not a curated record. The transcript has 4 exons. Bases 1 to 1602 code for a protein of 533 amino acids. Lineage: Eukaryota; Fungi; Ascomycota; Sordariomycetes; Hypocreales; Nectriaceae. Gene Ontology annotation, biological process: DNA-templated transcription.